CAGGGCACCGCCUGAGGGCGGGGGGUACGAAAGGGAACCUGCCGCCGGUGCUGCCCGAGGGGGUUUCCUCAGGCAGGUUUCUUGUGAAACAGUUGCAGCAUCGAGGAGAAAUCAGCAGUAAACCACAUACCACAAGUGCUCAGUGGGAUCUGAGGAAGAUGCAGUGCUCCAGCCCGUGCCUCUGAAGGAGCUGAUCCUGGGUGUGGAAUAGUCUCUGCGUGGCCCAGUUUGGAGCAGACUGAUAAGGCUCCUUGUUUCUUAGCAACCACUGUCUGCCAUAGCCAGCAACCUGCCCUCUGCAGCUGGAGGGAAAAGCCUCAAAUUUGUCUUUAACCAAGAGCUGUGUCUUUGCUGGGCAUGGAGGUGCCAUAUGUCCUUCUCCUCACUAGACUUGUAGCAGAAGUUGCCAGCAAGUCUACUGAAAGUUUGGUUUCAGAAUCAGAAUGCUGUGUGGAUAUGUUGGAUUCAAACACAUCCUGUCCAGUAAACAACCAGUGCAGUCCAGGUUGUUACAGAAGAUGGAAUGAGGAUGGCAGCAGCAGCUGCAUUAGGUGCAAAAAUGAAACUCUUCCUGUUUCAUCUGUUUCCAAUCUGACUGAAUGCAGAACUACUAGGAAUGAGGAAUUCAGAGGACUGAAUUUCCAAAUGAAUAUCAGCACUGUAGCUCCUUUCAUACAGAACAUAGGGGGCCCAGAAGUAGCAGCCUCUCUCAUCUUAGGGACAUUUUUCAUCAGCUUAUUCCUGAUUCUCUCAGUUGCUUCUUUCUUCUACCUCAAACGUGCCAAUAAACUUCCUAAUGUUUUCUACAGAAGAAACAAAGCAUCUGUUCUUCAGCCUAGUGAAACUGCAUCCAUGAUACCUCCCCCAGCUUCUUCAGUUCGGAAGCCGCGCUACGUCAGACGAGAGCGGUCACUAAUGAUGUCUGCAUCUGCUGCUAUCAUCUCCUCUUCUGAAACCAGGGUCAGCAAUGUGUAGCCUUGAUUCUUGCCUUGAUUCAACGUGGGUGCACAGUGGGGAAGCAACUUUUUUUUUCUGGAUCCACUGAAGUGCCAGGAAAACAUCACGAGCAGCUGACCUAAACGGAAGGCAAAUUCCUCUCGGGCAGAGGGUUUGUGCCAAACGUUGACAGAGAAAUGAACUCGUGCAAAGAUGCUCCUGAGAGGCUGCAUCCAGUUCACUGAACUGCUUUGGUGAUCUUGAAAUGCACUAUUCCAGCUCUGUGGUUUUGUUUGUCUCCUACAGAUGCUGUGUUGGAAAAAUCUCUCUUUAAAGAACCUGCCUUUCCUUUGGCCCACUUUCAGUUUUGGCAAGUUCCUUCUUCCUGUGUUGUGAUGUGUUCUGUGCCCCCAGAGGUGGCUGUCUCAGUGCUGCAGGACAACAAAGAAUCCUGGGAUUACUCAAGGAUGUGGACCUGCUUGAAGGACCCACUUGUAAAAGCUAACACUAAGUGCCAGUGCUUUAUGUUUUAGGACAAUAUAACAAUACUUAAGAUGCAAGUAUCCUUCUGAAGCAAAAAAUGAUGCCUCCUGGAGCAUCCUCUUCAGCUUAUGUUGUAGCUGACCCUGGUUCUUAACUGUGAAUAUCAACCCCCUAUCCAGAUACUGUUGUUCUUGGUGCUUUUGAAGGCUGUGGUCAGUAUGGGUCCAAUCCCAAGUCUGAGAAUUCAUUGGGAAGCUUUUCCAAUGGCUUCAGCUUAGUCCUUGGACCAAGAGCCAUUUGUUAUGGCUUUGUUACUGAUAGGCUGCUGUGUCUGUCCUGCAGAGUCUCUCUCCACUAGCUCCCUUCCCUUACUCCAGCAGUUGCAGGGAGAGCAGAAUUCCUGCAGGGCAGCUGUGCAUCCAUGAGAGGUGUCAGUGAGUAGAGAGAUGAACUGGAGAGAGGUUAGGUGAAUUUCUGCCAAUGCAAUAAGGACUUUCCUUGGGCAAGCUCUUCAUUUAUAUGCCUGACAUCUGCAGGCCAGCACCUUAUGACAGAGCUCAAUGUGGAUUUCUUUGUUGGAAGUGCCAGCCUAAAGAGCCCCCUCUCUCAGCUGCUUGUUCUUGCCUGUCUUAUGCCAGCUGUGUGGCUGAGGAGUCACUCCAUCAGGAAAGCAGAGUAGCUAUAAAAGAAUUCUUUUCCUGAGAUUACCCUGCACCCACUUUUCUUUCUUGUUGCCAUGUGAACACCAAAUCAGCCAAACAGGCAGAAGAGUGGGAAAUGAGUGAAAAAAAACCUGAGGUUGCUAAAUUGGUGGCAGCAUCACUGUCACCAUAUGUGAACUUCUAACUAUGCAGCUUGUGUGUUCCCACCUACCUGUGUUGCUGUGGCCUGGUUUGGUUUAGCUGACACUCCCCUCUGGGGCUGGGCUCCUAAAAUUAAAUUACUUGGAAGCUCUUCAGCAGCAUCCACCAGCAUGAACUUAAACUGGAACAGUUGGUUCUCUUCUUCAGGGAAAUGGGAACACAAAUGUCUUGAGCUGCCAUGACACCCAUAUGGAGAGUCCAGACCUUCUGAUCUAGAUUCUCUCUUUCCUCUGUGGUUAAAACUUAAAAGAUGAGAACUGUGAUGGGAGGAGAUGAAUUUAUCUUCUAGACCAGACCUGGCUGUUUCAGCAGAGUUGGAUUUCCUUUAUCUCUCUCCUUACCAGGUAAUGAGUGAGAUCUCUUGUAGCACCCAAACACACUGGGGUGAAGACUGAGGAUAAAAAUUAAUGAAGAGACCCCCAU
Messenger RNA from Calypte anna (Anna's hummingbird), 2705 nucleotides. It is a transcript of the gene C21H1orf159, whose product is annotated as chromosome 21 C1orf159 homolog. Bases 358 to 975 code for a protein of 205 amino acids. The record is from RefSeq and is a predicted model, not a curated record. Lineage: Eukaryota; Metazoa; Chordata; Aves; Apodiformes; Trochilidae. The transcript has 11 exons.